Sphaerodactylus townsendi is the source of this 2179-nucleotide messenger RNA. It is a transcript of the gene HSF1, whose product is annotated as heat shock transcription factor 1. Gene Ontology annotation, biological process: regulation of DNA-templated transcription. The coding region runs from base 139 to 1491 and encodes 450 amino acids. The transcript is spliced from 13 exons. The record is from RefSeq and is a predicted model, not a curated record. Lineage: Eukaryota; Metazoa; Chordata; Lepidosauria; Squamata; Sphaerodactylidae. Gene Ontology annotation, molecular function: DNA-binding transcription factor activity; sequence-specific DNA binding.
GCUGUGGGACCCUGGUGGAAGACCCCGACACGGACCUCGUCUAUCAUCUGCUGGAGCCUGAGCGGGAGCAGCUUCCAUGUCUUCGACCAGGGCCAGUUUGCCAAGGAGGUGCUUCCCAAGUACUUCAAGCAUAACAACAUGGCCAGCUUUGUCCGGCAGCUCAACAUGUAUGGCUUCCGAAAGGUGAUCCACAUUGAGCAGGGUGGUCUGGUGAAGCCCGAGAAAGACGACACUGAGUUCCAGCAUCCCUAUUUCAUCCGCGGCCAGGAGCAUCUCCUGGAGAACAUCAAGCGGAAAGUGACAAACGUCUCUGGCAUAAAGAAUGAGGACGUCAAAGUUCGCCAGGACAGCGUGACCAAGCUGCUGACUGAUGUCCAGUUGAUGAAGGGCAAGCAGGAGAGCAUGGACUCCAAGCUGAUGGCCAUGAAGCAUGAGAACGAGGCCCUGUGGCGAGAAGUGGCCAGUUUGCGGCAGAAGCACGCCCAGCAGCAGAAAGUGGUCAACAAGCUGAUCCAGUUCUUGAUCUCCUUGGUGCAGUCCAAUCGCAUCCUUGGGGUGAAGAGAAAGAUCCCCUUGAUGCUGAACGACGGCAGUUCGGCCCAUUCCAUGCCCAAGUACAGCCACCAGUACUCGCUGGAGCGCGUCCGCAGCCCGUCUCCCUACUCCGCGUCCUCCCCAGCGUACAGUGGCCCAAACCUGUACUCCCCCGACUCGUCUGCCAACUCCGGCCCCAUAAUCUCAGAUGUGACCGAACUGGCGCAGUCCAGCCCCUCGGCCUCCCCCAGCAGCAGCUUCGACGAAAGGAGUAGUCCGGCGGUCCACAUCAAAGAGGAGCCCCCCAGCCCCCCGUGUAGCCCCCAGUCGGCCAACAGCCCUGUCGGAGCCCCUGCUGCUGCCGCCGACACCCCACUCUCACCAACCACCUUCAUCGACUCCAUCCUGCAGGAGGAGGAGCCCGGCAGCCCCACAGCGCCCCCCGCAGGCAGCGCCCUCGUACAGCCGCCAACCCCCGAGAAGUGCCUCAGCGUCGCUUGCCUGGACAAGAGUGAGCUCCACGACCACGUGGACACCAUCGACUCCAGCCUGGACAGCCUGCAGACCCUGCUGACGACCCAUGGGUUCAGUGUAGACACGAGUGCCCUGCUGGAACUCUUCAGUCCCGCCAUGACAGUCACAGAUGUGAACUUGCCAGACCUGGACAGCAGCUUGGCCAGCAUCCAAGAUCUCCUGUCCUCCCAGGAGCAGCAGAAACCUGCAGACACCGAGGCCUCCCCUGAAGAUGCAGGCAAGCAGCUGGUGCACUACACCGCCCAGCCCCUCUUCCUGGUGGACUCGAGCUCCGUGGAUGUCGGCGGCGUGGACAUGCCCAUUUUCUUCGAACUGGGGGAGGGCCCCUGCUACACGGAAGGCAACGACUACUUGGAGGACCCCACCAUCUCCCUCCUGUCUGGGACAGAGCACCCCAAGCCCAAGGACCCAGCCGUCUCCUAAGGCCACGCCUGGUCUGGCGACAAGAGAGGCUGCCCGGGCAAGGGCCUCCCUCGCUUUGCUCCGACUCCGUUGCCGCUUUCUCUCGCUCUCCGGUGACGCAAGGGCUCCACUCGUGUGUGUGCUGAAUUCACGAGGGGUCCAGACCCCUCUUCUGGGAUGGCAGCUCUGGGCAGAAAGGGGGUCUCUGAAGAAGGCACAGGGGCACUAGGCAGUGGCCGCCCUUCGAGGCCGGCGAGCACCUUUGCCCUGGCCUGGCCUGGCCUGCCAUCCAGACAGUGGAGAGAGGCUGGGGCGGUCAGCUGAAGGGUGGGGGGGGGCAGAGGGAAUCCCUCCGGUCAGGACAAACGUGUUGGUUUUUAAAGAGAAAUAAACGUGUCUCCCUUGGGGCUCGAGGGCUGGGUCCCUUUGUUGUGUCUGCUGUCCCGGGGGAGGGGGGGCUCCCGUCGGUUAGGAGGCACCGGUGUGAGAAGUCGCCCCCUCCCCACCCGCUCUCUUCCUCCUUGAGUGCCCCCCCUCCCCCAUUGGGGUUUGUUUUCCUUGGCUUAGCAGUAAGAAUUUGUACAUUCACACUUUUGAUUGUUACUAGAAGAAAUUGUAUUUUGGAUUUUUACAUGAGAGAAGCCCCCCUCCCUCUCCUCUGGUAUAUAAAUAUAUAUACACAUAUACAAAUAUAUCUAUAUCUAUAUGA